AAUAUAUAAAUCUUAACCCCAGUCGGAAUCGCCAGUUCCGACUCUGAGCAAUCUGACAUACCACCUCCUCCACCGAAACAAUGAAGAAGCUGCUGUACAGGGAAGAAGAUUACUCGUCGGACGACGACGGAGAAUACUUCUUCGAUGCAGAAUACAAUCUUUCUUCUCUCACCGGGGACCCUGCUCCUUAUUUCAGGAAUGCGCCUAAUAAGCCACUCCUAAUGGCACCCAGAACACACCCGAGCACGGAGUGGGAUUGUGUCAAACUAGGGAGCUCCCCCUGGAACGAAUGUGAGGAGUCGGACCCGCCGCGCCAAGUAAAAUGGAAGAUAUACAUGCCUUUGCUAGAGAAGAAGACGAUAACAACUUGAUCAAGUGUAUUGAGAGUGGUGUACGUGUGGAUUUGAAGGACAGUGAGGGUCAGACUCCAUUACACUGGGCUGUAGAUCGCGGCCAUCUGAAUACCACCAAAGUGCUUCUAAGCAAGAAUGCGAAUGUAAAUGAAAAGGAUAGUGAAGGUCAGGGGCCAUUACAUUACGCCGCAGUAUGUGAGAGAAAAGAUAUUGCACAAUUGCUUGUGAAGAAUAAUGCUGACAUAGUACAUAGAGCUUUGCCGGAUGAAAUAUAUGAGAUGGAUACAGAAAGUCAGAAAUUGAAACCACAACUACGGUUCAAUAAUUCACAACACUUGACAGUGGGAGGAUGCAAGUGAAACUGCUUCGUAAUUGCCAAUCUGAUGGUCUAGUGUUCGGUUAUGUAUAUGAAUUAAGGAUGUGUCUAAACCUUGUCGUGUACUUGCUGGUGCAAUUAAGGAUUGAUUGUUGAUUUCAUCUCUUGGUUCGUAAUGAAGGGAACUGUCACUCCUGUCCCUUUGUUGGAAUUACUAAAAAUUGCAGACUCUCAAGGUCAAAGAAGCACAUAUGAAGGUUGCGCAGCUUGACCAGGAGGCCGGAAGGUGGCUAAAGGCAAAGAAAAUCUUGGACUGUGAUUAGCAAUAUAGAGGCUGUAAAUAGAAUCUCCCCACAUGUAUUCCAAACAUGUUUUUUAUAUUAAAUCUUGGAGUAGACUUUAUAUUUAAAUGAUUUCAAUAUGGCCCAGGCCUAACAUGAACUGUUGUAUGGUUGAUGCUUCAUACCG
Molecule: messenger RNA, 1137 nt
Organism: Cuscuta epithymum
Lineage: Eukaryota; Viridiplantae; Streptophyta; Magnoliopsida; Solanales; Convolvulaceae
Source: the annotation of a GenBank genome assembly